Messenger RNA from Odocoileus virginianus texanus, 729 nucleotides. It is a transcript of the gene OR10W1, whose product is annotated as olfactory receptor family 10 subfamily W member 1. Gene Ontology annotation, biological process: G protein-coupled receptor signaling pathway. Lineage: Eukaryota; Metazoa; Chordata; Mammalia; Artiodactyla; Cervidae. The record is from RefSeq and is a predicted model, not a curated record. Gene Ontology annotation, cellular component: membrane. Gene Ontology annotation, molecular function: G protein-coupled receptor activity; olfactory receptor activity.
ACAAUCAGUGCUGGUGGCUCCCACCUCCUGGUCAACACCCUGCGGGCAGAGAAGACCAUCACCCUGCUGGGCUGCGCCACUCAGAUGGCCUUCUUCAUCGGACUGGGCGGUGCCGACUGCCUCCUCUUGGCCUCCAUGGCCUACGACCGCCACGCUGCCAUCUGCCACCCCCUGCGGUACCCUCUCAUCAUGCCUGGGACGCUCUGCGCCCGCUUGGUGGUGGCCUCCGUGGUCCUCGGCUUCUGCCUGUCCUUCCAGCUGGCGGCCUCUGUCUUCUCUCUGCCCUUCUGCCCAGCUCGGGGCAUUCAGCACUUUUACUGCGAUGUGCCCCCCGUGAUGCGUCUCGUUUGUGCCCAGAGCCACAGGCAUGAACAAUCAGUGCUGGUGGCGGCCACACUGGCCAUCGCGGGGCCUUUCCUCCUGAUCGCCGCCUCCUACGCCUCCAUCGCGGCCGCGGUGCUCCGGGCCCCCUCGGCCGCGGGCCGCCGCCGGGCCUUCUCCACCUGCUCGUCCCACCUGGCGGUGGUCCUGCUGCAGUACGGAUGCUGCGCCUUCAUGUACCUGCGGCCCACCUCCAGCUACCGCCCCGAGCAGGAUCAGUUCGUCUCCCUGGUGUACACGCUGGGGACCCCAUUGCUGAACCCGCUUGUCUACACCCUGAGGAACAGUGAGAUGAAAGGGGCCAUAGCCAGAGUCCUUACCAGGAAUUGCCUCCCCCAGAAAAGCUAG